Saccostrea cuccullata (small rock oyster) is the source of this 1665-nucleotide messenger RNA. RefSeq lists its product as uncharacterized. Lineage: Eukaryota; Metazoa; Mollusca; Bivalvia; Ostreida; Ostreidae. The transcript has 11 exons. The record is from RefSeq and is a predicted model, not a curated record. The coding region runs from base 111 to 1469 and encodes 452 amino acids.
UACGCAGAAUUGUGUAUAUUUAUAGAACAUCGUCAGUUUCUUUUCUUCCUGGUUGAAGCUUGGAGGACAUUACAAAUGUAACAACAAAGUUCCGAGUCUUCCUAUCAAAGAUGGCGUUUCUUUCCUCUAUGAUGAGAUUUACACUUGUUUAUAUAGUGUCCGUGAUUACUUGGGCAGAUGCUUCAAGUUUAUGGUUCUGCGAUAUGACUGAUGACCCCUGUGAGGCAGCAAAUAUACGGCCGGCAUUUGAGCCAGAUUUUAGGGCAGAGAACUGCCUGUACAAGAGUUACGAUUAUUGUGAUCGCUACAUAACUCCAGGAUGGCACAGGUUUGAGGAAGACAUGUUGAAUCAUCCUCCCAAUUUACUUAGUUGUGGAGCUGUGUAUCCUUCGUGGCUUAACGGAAGCCUCCCAACAGUGGAAAACGAAAUUGUACACAGAAAAGUAUGUAAAGUUGGUUUUGAGGGUCCAUGUGUUAAGGACGUCACUAUCAGAAUAAAACAUUGUGGGUCAUUCAACGCCUACUGUCUACCGGCACUGGAUGCCUGCUCAGAGAGAUAUUGCUUCGGUGAAAAAGACGCUUCCUGUGUAGAGACAACAAGUUCUCCUAAACCUGACACUACUCCAGCUGUCUGGAAAACAUCCACAACGAGGCAGCCACCCAAACCAACGGAUAGACCCACAACCAGGAAAACCACGAAGAAUCCAAUUCUUGAAAGAUUGUGUUACGAAGAUCCGUGCAUGUUGCCUGAAAUCCCAAGGAUUCCAAACACCAAAAACAGGAGUGAAAACUGUAAAUACACACACUACAUGCAAUCAUGUGAUCGGGAUCUAUAUCCUGGCUGGUAUAAAGCAGACGACCACGGACAAGUACUGUUAAAUAAAUGUCCGGGAGUCCUUUCCUGUGGUGCUAUCCGCCCCGUCUGGAUGCAGGGUUCGCAUCCGAGCACUGAGGACGGGAUAGUACAAAGAGACAUUUGUACAUCAGGACUAUCGGCGGGUUUUCAUGAAAACUGUUGCCUGGAGAAAAACAAAAUACUUGUGAAGAACUGUGGACGGUUUAUGGCCUACUGCUUGAAACCCUUGAAUUUAUGCGAGGAUCGAUACUGCUUCGGAAAGCAUGAACCCUGUUUUGCUGAUGAUGACGAGUAUAUAAAGAAAAAUCCUUUGCCCCACAAAAAGUGGUUAACAGAAAAUACACUGAUCAUUGCUGUAGUCUUAUUAAUUACACUGGCAACCAUUGGAGGUCUAGUGGUGUUAUUGUUUCUAUAUCGGAGGCAACAUUUCAAAAGAUAUUGCAAUAAAUCCGCCAUCUAUGAGAAACCAGUCCCAUGUAAGAAAAUUGACAACGAUUACGAGACACUACAUGUUAAAUGGCUCAACAAGGAGAAUAAUUAUGUGAGACUUCCGGAGAAAUCAUCUGACGUCACAAUCAGUUCAAAAUCUUUGGAUGUUCAUUCCGUUAGCUAAUUGUGAAUAUCUGUCACAAUUUUAUUUACCACAUUGUAAGAUACCACGCUUUAAUCAUUCAAAUAAGCAUACAUUUCAAACAUAUAUUUAACCUUGGAAGUAAAUACUCCAAGAGUUGUGCGAACGUGUUAGGAACAUGGAUUUAAAGGUCUGCAACAAUGACAAUGAAGAAGGUGAUUUUUUCCAUUUAUUUUUG